This is a messenger RNA of Nematocida homosporus, 711 nucleotides long. RefSeq names its product CMP/dCMP kinase. The transcript has a single exon. Gene Ontology annotation, molecular function: ATP binding. Gene Ontology annotation, cellular component: cytosol. NCBI's taxonomy places the organism in Eukaryota, Fungi, Microsporidia. The record is from RefSeq and is a predicted model, not a curated record. Gene Ontology annotation, biological process: nucleobase-containing small molecule interconversion. The coding region runs from base 1 to 711 and encodes 236 amino acids.
AUGGUCACAAAUACAACUACCAGUAAACCUUUUAGAAUAGCUAUUGAUGGCCCGGCCGGUGCUGGAAAAUCAACUUUAGCUACUGCUCUGGCGGCUAGACUCUCUCUAGUCCAUAUUAAUACCGGCAUCAUCUACCGCGCACUCUCCUAUGUCUUUCUGCAUAGUUAUCCCCCCAAUACACCCAUUCAGACCAUUAAAAGCGAUCUUGACCAGGAAACUCCAGCCAUCAUCGCAACUAUCAAACACUUCAACCCAGAUGUCAAUGAAGCGUCCGUUUAUCUUAAUCACACCGACAUCACUCCCUUCUUGCGCACCCAUGAAAUUGAUGCGGCUGUAGGUAUCAUUGCCAAGUACCCGGCCGUACGGGCUAAAGUCGGCGAAAUCCAGAAGGACCUCAUUCAGAAGUACCUCGUUCCAGGCGUGGUUGUGGAAGGUCGAGAUAUCGGCACUGUCAUUAUGCCUGAAGCCGAAGUCAAAAUCUUCUUAGUUGCUAGUGUGGAAGUCCGAGCCAAACGCCGCGCCCUAGAGAACCAUGAGAACAACAUUCACCAAAUAGAAAAAGAGAUCAAACAAAGAGAUCGCAUGGACGUCACCCGGGAAAUAAGCCCCUUAGUCCGGGCUGACGAUGCCGUUAUUAUUGAUAAUAGCGUCCUAACUAUUGAGGAAACAGUAGAUAAGAUAGCCAAGCUAGUUGCUGAGAGGCGGAAAUAA